AUGUCCGCCAUUCCAAAUGCUCAACUUGCCUCCGAAUACGACGAGGACGCGUGUAUUCGGGGCCGGAUUUCCAUAAUCAGAGGUCGUUGGGAGUCAGCCUACUCGACCCCUCUUACGAAGCUUCUCAAACAGCUUAGCGAUAAGGGAUAUAACAGUCAGAAGAAUGAGACCUGCACCCAGGAUAUCCAAUUCUUCGAACCGACGGAUCCAGGACCCCUGAAUAUACCCUAG
Molecule: messenger RNA, 231 nt
Organism: Sparassis crispa
Lineage: Eukaryota; Fungi; Basidiomycota; Agaricomycetes; Polyporales; Sparassidaceae
Exons: 3
Coding region: 1-231 (76 amino acids)
Source: RefSeq, a predicted model, not a curated record